CCACCGGAGGACACCGACGCUCGAGUCCAGCUUUCAACGAGAUAGUCAGGAGAGGAGGCAGGAUUCCUCUAAAAAGGCCUGGGCUGUCAGCUCGGUGUCUAUCUCCGAGGAGUAGAGAGAGAGGGAAUAAAAGAUCAUCAGCGCUGGAGCUACCAGCUGCCUUUUUCCUCCAUCGGGGCUGUGCUGAAAGUCGUUCACGAUGCCGGUGUUUCACACCAAGACCAUUGAGAGCAUCCUGGAGCCGGUGGCCCAGCAGAUCUCCCACCUGGUCAUCAUGCAUGAGGAGGGGGAGGUGGACGGGAAAGCCAUCCCGGACUUGUCGGUGCCGGUGGCCGCUGUGCAAGCGGCUGUCAGCAACCUUGUGCGGGUGGGGAAGGAAACAGUUCAAACCACAGAGGACCAGGUGAUGAAGAGAGACAUGCCUCCUGCUUUUAUUAAGGUGGAGAACUCAUGCUCGAAGCUCGUCCAGGCAGCUCAGAUGCUUAAGGCAGAUCCAUACUCGGUUCCUGCCAGGGAUUACCUGAUCGAUGGAUCUAGAGGGAUACUGUCUGGAACGUCCGACCUGCUACUUACCUUUGAUGAAGCAGAGGUGCGUAAGAUCAUCCGUGUGUGUAAAGGCAUCCUGGAGUAUCUGACCGUAGCUGAGGUGGUGGAGACCAUGGAGGACCUCAUCACCUACACAAAAAACCUCGGACCAGGUAUGACCAAGAUGUCAAAGAUGAUUGAGGAGCGGCAGCAGGAGCUGACCCACCAAGAACACAGACAGAUGCUUGUCAGAUCCAUGAACACCAUCAAGGAGCUGCUGCCCGUUCUCAUCUCAGCAAUAAAGAUUUUUGUCGCAACCAAGAGCAGCCGAGGAGCGGGCAUUGAGGAAGCCGAGAAGAACAGAAGGUUUACCUUUGAAAAGAUGAGCACUGAAAUCAACGAGAUCAUCAGAGUCUUACAGCUCACAACGUGGGACGAAGACGCCUGGGCGAACAAGAAGGACAUGGAAUCCUUGAAGAGAUCUCUGGCUUUGAUCGAAUCAAAGAUGGCGCAGGCCAAAAGCUGGCUCAAAGACCCGCAGGGACAGCCAGGAGACCCUGGUGAGGUGGCUCUGCGUGUCAUUUUGGAUGAAGCUGGUAAGGUAGGAGAGCUUUGUGCUGGGAAGGAGAGGAAAGACAUACUGGCGACCACAAAGGCUCUGGGGCAGAUGACUGAUCAGAUUGGAGAUCUGCGUGUCAGAGGCCAGGGACAGACUCCAGGGUGCAUGCAGCGUGCAGGCCAAUGCUUACAGGGCUUAGAUCUGCUCUUUGGCAAAGUGGACAGUUCUGCUCGCAAACUGGAGGCUCUAAUCAAUGCCAAGCAGGCCAUCGCCAGGAGGCUGGAUGCUGCACAGGCAUGGUUGGCUGAUCCUAAUGGUGGUCCGGAGGGAGAGGAGAACAUCCGAGCGCUUCUAGCAGAGGCCAAGCGCAUCGCAGAUCUCUGUGAAGACCCUAAGGAGAGGGAUGACAUCCUGCGCUCCAUAAACGAGAUAGCAGGACUCACAGCCCGACUCGUAGAGCUGCGGAAACAGGGUAAAGGCGACAGCCCGGAGGCUCGAGCUCUGGCCAAGCACAUUGGAGCGGCGCUGCUAACACUGCAGUCCAAAACCAACCGGGCCGUGGCCAACAUGAGACCAGCCAAGCCUGCCAUUACGCUGGAGGGUAAAAUGGAGCAGGCUCUGCGGUGGGUGAACAAUCUUGGGAUGGAUGACCGAGGUGUAGAGUGUGAGAGGCUAGAGUGGAACACAGGUCAGGCAGCAAUCAGAGGGAUGGUUGGAGAAGGGAAGAGACUGGCGGGAGGCCUGUUAGGUCCAUACCGACAGGACAUGGUCGGGCGCUGCGACCGAACGGAGGCGUUGAUGACAGCUUUGGCAGACAUGGCAAGCAGGGGAGAGGCUGAGGCUCCUCAUGCACGAGCCACAGCAGCACAACUACAAGACACGCUCAAGGAACUGAGACAGCAUAUGCAGGAGGUGAUGACCCAGGAGGUAUCUGAUGUUUUCAGCGACACCACCACACCCAUCAAGCUGCUGGCGGUGGCUGCAACAGCUCCUCCUGAUGCACCCAACAGGCAGGAGGUCUUUGAAGAGCGAGCGGGAAACUUUGAAACCCACGCGGGACGAUUGGGAGCAACCGCAGAGAAAGCAGCAGCUGUGGGAACAGCGAAUAAGACUACAGUAGAGGGUAUUCAUGCUGCUGUGAAACACGCCAGGGAGCUCACACCACAGGUGACGUCUGCUGCUCGGAUCUUGCUGAAGAAUCCAGGAAACAAAGCAGCUUAUGAGCACUUUGACACCAUGAAGAACCAGUGGAUUGACAAUGUGGAGAGACUGACUGGUCUGGUUGAUGAAGCCAUAGACACCAAAUCCCUGUUGGAUGCUUCUGAAGAGGCCAUAAAAAAAGACAUUGACAAGUGCCGAGUUGCUAUGGCAAAUGUGCAGCCCCAAAUGCUUGUUGCCGGGGCAACGAGCAUCGCGCGACGAGCCAACCGGGUUUUGUUGGUGGCCAAGAGGGAAGUGGAGAACUCUGAAGAUCCACGGUUCAGAGAUAUCGUAAAACAUGCCUCAGACAUCCUAUCGCACACCAUCUCGCCCAUGGUGAUGGAUGCCAAGGCUGUGGCUGGGAACAUGCAAGACAAAGCUCUACAGAAAGCAUAUUUGGACUCUUGUCUAAGGAUUCUGGCUGCAGUGGGAAAAGUCAGAGAAGCCUUCCAGCCUCAGGAACCAGACUUCCCACCUCCUCCUCCUGACCUUGAUCAGCUCCAUGUUAGUGAUGAACAGGCACCACCUAAACCCCCGCUGCCAGAGGCUGAGGUGCCUCCCCCGCGCCCUCCUCCCCCAGAGGAGAAGGAUGAGGAGUUCCCAGAGCAGAAGGCCGGCGAGGUGCUCAGUGAGCCCAUGAUGGUGGCAGCCAGGCAGCUGCACGAUGAGGCGCGCAAGUGGUCGAGCAAACCUGAGGAUGAGGAGGCAGUAGAGGAGAGGGAGGUAGAUGAUGAAGAUGAGUUUACUGAUGGUGAGGAUGACUAUGAGCCAGAGCUGCUGAUGAUGCCAUCCAACCAGCCUGUCAAUCAGCCCAUUCUGGCAGCUGCCCAAUCUCUCCACCAGGAGGCUCGCAAGUGGUCCAGCAAGGGUAACGACAUCAUAGCAGCAGCCAAGCGAAUGGCUCUGCUGAUGGCGGAAAUGUCUAGGCUCGUGCGUGGUGGCAGCGGAAACAAGCGAGCACUCAUUCAGUGCGCCAAAGACAUCGCCAAGGCCUCAGAUGAGGUGACGAGACUGGCCAAAGAAGUGGCCAAGCAGUGCACCGACAGGCGCAUCCGGACUAACCUGCUGCAGGUUUGUGAACGAAUUCCCACCAUCAGCACUCAGCUGAAGAUCCUUUCUACUGUCAAAGCCACCAUGCUGGGGCGAACAAACAUUAGUGAAGAGGAGUCAGAGCAGGCUACAGAGAUGUUGGUCCAUAACGCCCAGAAUUUGAUGCAGUCUGUGAAAGAGACGGUGAGAGAAGCAGAAGCUGCAUCCAUCAAGAUCCGCACGGAUGCGGGAUUCACCCUCCGCUGGGUGCGCAAGACCCCCUGGUACCAGUGAACUUACCUGCUCUCACUGAGUAAAAGUAGCAACGUGUGCAAGAGUGCAUCACGAGGACGCUGCAGGAUUUCGAGCCAUUCUCCACUGUAGUUUUAGGUGGGAAUCUCUGAUUUGUUACCAUGCAGGUUUCAUUUAUGGACGUGAAUUUAGCUUGGUUCUCUUUUAUCCGCAACUAUGGAAACACACAAGUCUAUCAGGAGACUUUUUAAUAUAUAUUUUUGGUAUUUUGGGUUAUGAGACUUUAUCCAAAUCCUGGUUAUAUAUUUUUUGCAUGAGUCAAUUUCUAUUUUCUAAAGGCAAUUUCUGACAUGGAGACUCCUAACAUUUAGAGGACGUGUGAAAAAUGCAGUUUUUUUUCAGUCAUGGUUUCGUAAUGGAUGUUGUAUAUACAAUAAUUACCUGUUUCAUAGAUGAUACUCAGCUUUAAUCACCAUGUUUGCCACUAGUCUUGGCUGAGCUUCAUGUUUGCUUUCAAUCAUCUGAAAAUCUACGAAAUCAACAGAGGUGCAUCAUUACUGUUGUCACUGAUGAAGUUUACACUUUAGUAACUUAAAGAUCUUGUGGAUUUAAAAAUAAAAGUGUAAAUUAAAGUUAGUAAUAGCUCAAAAGAUGAGGACUGAUUUGUGUGACAGUGAAGUUUAGCUAAUUAAUGUGUUUACUUUUACUGAACUUUUACAUCGAAUGAUGCCAAAGGAUCUGUUUUACAUCUGUUUUACAUUACUUUGUUUAACACUCAAAAUCCAGGUUAUUUUAAAAAAAGAAUGCAGAUCAGUCUCGUUAGAGAUGCUCUUGUAAUGCUUGAUGUCUGUUACUUUCUAGCAAAAGCAACAAGGUUUGUGAAUGUUUUCUCUGCUUUGCGAUUUUUGUGGUUGCAGUCUGUAACAGUUGAACUGUUGGGGAUUUACAGAUUUAUAACAAACUUAGUUUUAUACCGUCCUCCUCAGCCAUCCCAGUCCAAAUUCUCUGAUGCAACUCUUUAUUUCCUCUUUUUUUAAUGACCCAGGUGGUUUCAGAAGUAUCCAGAGCAACAAACUAUAUUUUUGAAGAUUUAGACAUAAAUACAAGAAAUUGUUAGCAGUGUUGGUUAUAAAUUAAAAGAAGGUGAAAAGAAACUGAUGUCGCAUACAGAUCCAGUCAGAAGUUUACUUGCACUCAUCAACAUGAAUGUCAUUCAUGGGCUUUAGAUUAUUUAUUUGAUCCCUUCUUUUUGUUCUCAGAAUAACAAAACAACUUUAAUGGCUUUUAAAAUAAAAAUUAAUUGCACAAGUUUAAGUGUAUAUUGCAUUGUCAUCUUUUUAAAAUACUCCUUUUAAAUGACUCCUCUAAACAUUCUUCUUGUGUUAAAACAGUUCAGUCUUUAUCUUAUCUGAUCACACAUUUUGUUUUCCCAGAAUGCAUGUGGUUUGAAGGUGUAUAUUUUAGAGCAGGGGGUUGUUUCUUGGUCGGCAACCUCACAGUCCAUGUUGAGGUAAACCUACCCUGGCUUUACAGGGGUUUUUAUGGCAGGCCUAAAGGUUGCCUGGGUUGUUUUUAAAGAGUAUCUGAGUGCUUUAAAUGAAUCAUUAAAAAGACAAAUGAAUGGCAUUCAUGCCCAGGAUGAGUGUAUGGAAAAUUUCUGACCAGAACUGUACUUACUACAGCAGUAAAUGCAUAUUUUCAUUCCUUUAUCAGAUUUUUUAAAAGUGGCUGGGUAAAUGUUGCAUUGAGACCCUGUGUGUAUCUGUGUGUAGUCUUAUUUUAACAUUAUUAGAGAGCAGUCCCUGGAAUGAUUAGGGAUGAAGCUCUGAUUUUGCAGACUGUUACCUGUUUUUCUCUUUUUUGGAGGGGUGGGGAGGGGCAUACUGAACAUGGAGUGGUCACAGGCUCAUCUCAGAGAGCCACAGGGUGUGGAGCUGUAUGUUAUAGGUGUCAAUCCACACGCUGAAUGUAUGCAGAUAGCCUCUAGCCCUGCCAACAUCUGCUGUGCCUUGAAAGAAUAAAGACUAUAAUGAAAACAAGA
This is a messenger RNA of Girardinichthys multiradiatus, 5606 nucleotides long. RefSeq names its product vinculin-like. Bases 200 to 3607 code for a protein of 1135 amino acids. Gene Ontology annotation, cellular component: actin cytoskeleton. Lineage: Eukaryota; Metazoa; Chordata; Actinopteri; Cyprinodontiformes; Goodeidae. Gene Ontology annotation, molecular function: structural molecule activity; actin filament binding. The transcript has 24 exons. Gene Ontology annotation, biological process: cell adhesion. The record is from RefSeq and is a predicted model, not a curated record.